Messenger RNA from Bacillus rossius redtenbacheri, 4394 nucleotides. Its product is annotated as venom protease-like. Gene Ontology annotation, biological process: proteolysis. The transcript is spliced from 9 exons. Gene Ontology annotation, molecular function: serine-type endopeptidase activity. The record is from RefSeq and is a predicted model, not a curated record. Bases 190 to 1350 code for a protein of 386 amino acids. Lineage: Eukaryota; Metazoa; Arthropoda; Insecta; Phasmatodea; Bacillidae.
UGGAAGCCGGCUGCGCGCGCCACUAUUUAACCAGCGCGGAGGCCGCGGCAGGGCCAAGUGCUGGCAGUGUCUCCACGUGGUCCAGUGCAGGGAGUCGUGCAGCGAGGCGCCGAGCGUGGGAGCGUGAGAGCGUGAGAGCGUGGGAGCGUGCUGCCGCGCCGACCUGGGAGUCCUCGGCCUUUGAGAGAAAUGAAACUCGGAAAUUUUUUGCUGGUCACAUUUGCCUGGGCCGUCUCUUCGCUGACAGAAGGCGAGGUGCGGUUCGAGCGCGCCACGGAGGGCUGCAGCGCGCCCUCUGGCCGCGCGGGAGAGUGCGUGAGCCUCGCGCUCUGCCCCGCGCUGCUGCAGCUGCUGCAGCAGGACCGCGGGGCGGGCGCCGCCGACUACCUGAGGCGGGCCUCGUGCGGCUUCCAGGGCAGCGACCCCUGGGUGUGCUGCGAGUCCCCGGCCGCCACUGCCGCCACCACCGCCACCACCGCCACCCGGACCACCACUAGCAGCACUAGCACCACGCCGGCGGCGCUGCCCUACCGCUCCUCCGGGUACCUGCCGUCGCCGGGAGAGUGCGGCUUCAGCAACGUCACCAUGACGCGCAUCGUAGGAGGCCACCCCGCCAAGCUGGGCGCGUGGCCCUGGCUGGUGGCACUGGGCUACCGCCGCACCAGGCGGAGCGCCACGGGCGGGCCGCAGUUCCUGUGCGCAGGCGCGCUCAUCACCGCGCGUCACGUGGUCACCGCCGGCCACUGCGUCGUCAACAAGACGGACCGGCUGUACGUGGCGAGGCUCGGGGAACACAACCUGGUGUCGGACGAGGACGGGGCCACGCCCGUCGACGUGGGCAUCGCGCGGGCCAAGCUGCACGAGGGCUACAACGGCGUCUCCUACGUCAACGACAUAGCGCUGCUGUGGCUGAGCGAGGACGUGCGCUUCACGGCCAGGAUCCGGCCCAUCUGCCUGCCGCUCAGCCCUGAGCUCAGGUCCAAGACGUUCGUGAGGAACUACCCGUUCAUCGCCGGCUGGGGGUCCACUUCCUACCGAGGGCCCAGCAGCCCGGCACUGAUGCAGCUGCAGCUGCCUGUGGUGGAGCAGGACAGAUGCAGGGAGGCCUACAAGAUCGUUCCUACCACCGUCAUCGACGACCGCGUGCUGUGCGCCGGCUUCGCGCAGGGCGGCAAGGACGCCUGCCAGGGCGACUCAGGCGGGCCGCUCAUGUGGCCGGAUGCCUCCUCGGACCUCUACUACCUGAUCGGCGUGGUGUCGUACGGCUUCCGCUGCGCCGAGCCCGGCUUCCCCGGGGUCUACACCCGGGUCACCGCCUUCCUCGACUGGAUCAUGGCCGCCCUGGACUGAGGUGUGGUCCCUGGAGCCGGGACCCUGUGGACUUCGGACUGCGAGCGCCGCGACUGCAGUGGGACUGUCCCUGCGGUGCCGUGGCUACGACACGUGCUUCUCCCACCUCAACUUCAUGUCAAAUGUUUUAAAACUUUAAAGAAUUAGUGUGUUAACAAUUAUGUGGACAACUAUUGCAUAGCAGGGACAUACACAAAGAGAGAGAGAGAGAGAGAGAGAGAGAGAGAGAGAGAUAGAGUGAAAACCCACCCAAAAAAAAUCCUAAAAAGAAAUUUACACAAAAAAAUUGGUUGUCUGUAAAGUCGGUUUACGGACGAUAGUUUAACGUGACGUCAUAACAAAACACUGAUGAAUUGAUUGCAUACUUUUAUGAAUAAAACUGAAUCAUUUUUAUUGAAUUAUCACUAUUUCGUAUGGAUACAAAGAAGGAGUGAAAUGAAAUCUACAAUUUAAUUGAUAAAUUUACUUUUAUUUCCACGCAUUAAUUCACAUAUGUUUAUUACUUUAACGAAGAGAUUAUUUUAAUUAUAACUUUUAUAAAUGUUUGCUAUUUAACUUCUUCCAAUCUGUGUUAUUCUGUUAAGGAUAGGACGAUGACAGGAAAAGUAGGAAACGAAUGGGAGUGUUUCAAGUUUAAUGUGCCUCGAAAAAGGCAAAUCGAUGGUUGUUCAAAUGGAGUGGAAGAGAGAGAGAUGCGGCGCAAGCGUACAAUGAGCGUAACGGGACACAACGUAAAGGCACAAUGUGCGUUACGGGACACUGUUGUGCAGCCGGGUUCCAUCGAUUUAUUAGACGUCACGUCAAAAAGAGAAGGAAUUUGAAUAGCAAAGUGUUUCUAUAGCCCCCCUUGUGUACGUUCCUGAUGCAUAGUGGCGUUUAAUUACACAACUAAGGAGUGUUAUUAUGAUAUUUCUGGGUGGUUUUCGACACCACAGACAUCUCGCCUGGCUACAGGGAACUGUUAAAAACUGUGCCGCCGAUGCGUGUGAAACACCCAGUGCCCGUGGUGCAUCUCUACGCGAUUGUGAAAUGCGCGAAGAGUCAACAUCACGACCCUGAAGACAUUCGCUAUGUGUGUGUUCGCCGCGGGCUGGUGGGCGGCUCAUCGCCUAUCCUUCACCAGCUGGCGUACCUUUGGCAGUCACCCCAGCCGCCUCUCAGCCUUUCUGACCAACCACCAGUCAUCUGGUUUACCUCUAUAUUCCCACCUCCACCAACUCCACCAACUCUGGUUUAAGAGGUUCUGAUACAGAUCAGUCUGACAGUGACAGGGCCAUCGAGAGAAAUCAAAGGCCCCAGGGGAAAAAAAGUUUGCCCCCCCCCCCCGCCCCUUCCACUCCAGCACCCUAUUAAUAAAAGUUCGAUUGUUUUACUAAUACAUGUUAAAAAAUUCGUAUAUUUGUCAUAAUAAAUUAAACUUGGGUUAGGUUUAUAAACGCCAACUAUCAUUUAUGAGAAAUUAAAAUCUUUAAAAUAUUUUCUAAUACGAAUUCAUGAAAACUCAUUUGAAAGGAAAAGUUAUUGAUCAGCAUUUUGAACAAUAUGUAUAACAAUAUUAAAUUCUUCCUUUUCCCAUUCUCUAUGUUUUCACAAAAACUAAUAAAAAAAAUUGCACAUGUAACUCAGUACAUGUGAUAGAAGUGAAUCUUCUUUGGCAAUUCAAACCUCGACUCGUAAGUAUUUUGCAAGGGGUGAAACGGCAGCGAGAGAAAAAGAUUGAAAGAAGACAAUUUUUCUAAAUAAACAUGAGUAAAUAAAAUUAUUAUUCAUUUCAAAAUAACUGCUCAGAAUAUCAAUAAUUACUGAUCAAUCAAUAAUGACUAAUUAACAAUAAAUAUUACUCACUGUUGAAAUAAUCGCACCAUAAAAUGUUAUAGGCCUAUUAAGAUUUUCAGGACCCCAACUAUAGCACAAAAACAAUUCUAACUACAAUUUAUAGACAUUUUACAAAGUAACUCAAUUCUCAAUCACAUUUAUAUCACAUUUAUAGUGGCUGCAUCUCAACUCGGAUUGGUGCCAUCCUCAGGUUACCUACACUGUAAGCCUCGCUGCACCUCUGUUCGUGACUGACAUGCCGAUUAUACCUGUGUUUGCGAGUUGUGUGUUUCAGAAAUACUUAUGCUACUUUUCAAACAAAAUUAUAUAUAAAAAUGAUAAUAUUAAGAGCAUAAUUUGAGACUGAAACGUCACCACAAUCAUUACAUUAGAACUUAAAACUAACUUAUUUAAGUUUAGUUUGUUUGGAUGUUCCAAAGUUAUUAUUUUGGACAUAAAAAAUGAGACUCAAGUUUACUGUAUUUCAUUCAAGGUCUCGCUUAGUGAUGAUACUUGGUACUUACGAAUGUUAAUUAGUAACGGCAGAUAUCUUUCGCGAAAAAAAAUCCUAGCACCCAUUAGACUGCAAUACAGUAUGCCCUCACCAACGGUUUCUCCAUUGUGAUUGGCGGCCGUCUGUAAGAUAAGAUAUUGUCCUAUUUGACCGAGCCAGACAGGCCAAGUUUGUUUCCGACUUGAAUCAUUGUGAUUGGAGCGCUGACAGUGGAUGUGUACCUGAAAGAAACUUGACCAAUCACGAAACACAGACGAUGCUACAGUGUUUCAACUCUCAACCAGACUCGAAAUCUUUUUUGCGAAAAAUACAUGGUCUAUUAAUUGGUCUUUAAAAGAUUAAAAAUAAUAUAUUCUAAUGUAAUGUUUACCUCAAGUAUUAUGUAGGUACUUCUUAACAUGUUGAUGUGAUGUAAGACAUUGUUGUAUUUAAUUUAAAUUAUCUUAUAUUUAUAUAGUUAUUUGAAUACUUUUGUAAAAUUCAAAUAAAAUGUUAAUAGUACAGAACAUUCGACAGUUCAACUGUAUUUUUAUUCCAUUUGUAGGUAAGUAAAAUGUUAUCGUAAACUUUAUACUGCUAUUGAAUCAAUAGUUUUACCUAUUUCAAUUCCCAACUUUAAAAAAAAAAAAAAUUGGUAGUCUGUAAAGUCGGUUUACGGACAAUAGUUUAACGUGACAACGACAUAACAAAACAUUGAUGAAAUGAUUGCAUACUU